Messenger RNA from Haliotis rufescens (red abalone), 7675 nucleotides. Its product is annotated as synaptogyrin-2-like. Gene Ontology annotation, cellular component: synaptic vesicle membrane; neuromuscular junction. The record is from RefSeq and is a predicted model, not a curated record. Lineage: Eukaryota; Metazoa; Mollusca; Gastropoda; Lepetellida; Haliotidae. The transcript has 4 exons. The coding region runs from base 27 to 719 and encodes 230 amino acids.
UGUAUGCGCAUUAUUUUGAGAGCAACAUGUCGGACAACCAACAAGGAGCGAUUGGAACUGCGUACGGGGCAGGAAAGGCCGGUGCACCUUUCGAUCCGUUAGUGUACAUUAAAAAGCCUCAAGUAAUUCUCAGGCUAGUUAGUUUGUUGUUUUCAAUCAUCGUCUUUGGAUGUAUUUCAUCUCUAGGAUAUUACAACAACACGUGUAUCAUAAACGCUGAUGCCAAUGCCUGUGGCUAUGGAGUUGGCAUUGGAGUGAUAGCAUUCUUGCUCUGUGUAGCUUUCCUGUUACUUGAUGCCAUCUUUGACAAUCUUAGCAGUGUGCAGCAUAGGAAGUAUGCUGUAAUUGCCGAUCUCACAGCCUCAGGGUUGUGGACCUUUUUGUGGUUCGUAGGUUUCUGCUAUUUGACAGAUGGAUGGCGCCGCACUGACACCACUAAUCCCAAUACUUACCCAAUCCAUGGCCGGGGCCGCGACAAUAUCCAAGCUGCAAUAGCCUUCUCCUUCUUCUCCAUCUUUUCAUGGGGUGCAAUUACCUUCUUUGCCGUGCGUCGCUACCGCCAGGGUGCACAGGAUGCCUUCACAACUGGAUAUGACCCUGACCCCAAUGCCUCAUCCCCCUACUCCUCCUUCCCUGGUAGUGACACCGGCGACCCCUACCAGCAACCCCCCUUCAGUCAGCAGAAAGAAGUCCCCGACUACCAGGCCCCAACCUACUGAGGCAGACGGCAACAUGGCAUCAACCAAGGCUGGCCAUACUUCAGCUAUCAAGUAAUGCUUUAGGUGAUUAUUUGAAGCAAACAUUUGGAUGAAAAAUGUCAUGGAUUUGAAAGACUGAUUGCAGAAAUCAAUUGGAAUUAAUUAUGAUUACUGAUUAUGUUGUUAUUCUCAAAACGAAAACAAGCAAACUGUUGCUGAGCCCAGUUGCAUGUUUGCUUGGAAGAUAAAUUUAAUUAUUCAGCCAAAUAUAUCCCUGAUUCAUUAAAUUUUGUUCCAUACCUUUGAGAAAGAUAACGGUUUGACAACAUUUGCCUGAAAUAUUCAUUUGAAGCUGUGGUUGACCUUGUGUUUGAUGAAGGACUCGGCUGAGCCAGCUUUGAGCUAGUGUAUGAGAAAGGCAUCAGAUUGGGAUAAACAGAGGUGCCAGUAACCUUGAUGAAGGUGAAAUUUGAGCAGUUAGAUAUCCUUAUUCUUGCUCACAUUUCAGUUGACUUAUGAAGAAGUAGGACUGGCUUGACAAAGUCUAGAUUGUCAGCAUGAGUGUCGCUAGUUGUCCAAGUCAGUGAUGGAUUAGAAUGUUACAUUUAACUUUGGAUAGCGUCAAGCCCUUUGAAUCAAAUUGUUUGGAUUGAUUUUAAGCUCUAUUUAGUUUUCCAGUCAUUAACAAUUACAGAAGACUACAAAGGGAAUUUAGAGUGACAAGCUAACUAAUAUCUACCGGUAUAUUCUUUAUCGGUUAUAAAUCUGUAUUCACGAAGCACUCCCUUACGGUUUGGUAACUUUAACUCUCAGGGUUCACACCAUCACGAUGUCAUUAGUCAAAUAUGAAUUGAGUAAACUGUUUAUUUACUACAGUAAUCAGUAUUGAAGAGAUUCAGCCAAGUUUCUGUUCCAACUUUGAAUUGUAGAUUAGUGUGGAAUAAUUUUGUUUUAUAUUUUGUUUAUAGUGGCAAUUAUGGUUGCUUAUUUACUGUAAAUCUAUCAUAGUGCCUGAUUUGUAGGUGUCAUUUGUAACUGUAGCUGAAUGAUAGGAUUGCUUGCUGACAGAUUUGCAUUGACGUUAUUUCAAGCAAGUGUAAGCGUUGGUGUAGGAUACAUCAAGCGAGGGUAAACGUCAGAGCAGUUCGCACCUGACUUGAUUCAAGCAAGCAUAAGCUUUGAACAUGUAUUGGCCAGUCAAGGCAACUGACUGGUUCAAACACAAGUCACUUGUGACUUGACUUCAAGCCAGUGCAAGUGUUUGUCUUGAUUCAAGCCAACAUAACCAUGUGACUUGACUCAAGCCACCUCAAUCAGGUGUCAGAAGUUUUAGUUGUAGGUGAUGUUGUCUUUUUGAAAUAUACUACAGUUUAUAACAUCCAUGUACCGUACUUUUUCCAUCGCACAGGGAGUCAAUGCAGAAUCUGUAGAUGGUAGAAUGGAAAUCAACUGAUAUACUCUGAGACUUAUUAUGUUAUGUGUAUUAUGUACUAGCUAUUCAACAUGCAAGAAAGCAGAUGAAACGUGAUUUUGUCAGUGUGUGCUCAAAGGCUUGCCCAAAACUAUGUGGACAGAUUUCUCAAGCUUUUGUUCGAUCCACUUGAAGGAGAUGAUGAAAGUGUUAUGUUGAAAAAUUCUGUUUUAAUUGUUUGAUUUUUUUGUCCGUCCAUGCUCCAACGAUCUGUUCACCAGGACAGUUGUUGUUGUUGAGUUUGUUCUCAUCUGCUGAAAAUUACGAUGUAAACAUUGGGUGAUGAACCGUGAGUUGAUGGUCAUGUUUUUCAUUAUUUGUUUUGAUGCAUGGUAGUUCAAGAGCCUGAAGCAUAAGCAUGUACAAAUAUGAAUUGCUUGUUUUGAAAAUUAUGGAUUUAAGAAGUUAUUUCUGUAAUUAUUUUUAGUUAUUUUCAGUUACAUAUUUUUAAAGGACCUUUUUCUUUCAUUUCCCUUACAAAACCACUUCUUGAAACCAUGACAUAAAGACUGUUGGAUUUGCAUGCAUUCGGAUCUCUUAUACUGCAUAAUUCAGAAUAUGGAUGAUGGAUGUUUUAUGUCUAGAUUCUGUUUGAUACAAUAUGAACCUGUUAAGGGAGGUGGUUAUUCACUGUCCGAGCAAUUAAUGUGACCAUUAUGUAUUACCAGGAUUCCAUAUGCAGAACAUGCCAUAGUUGAUCAAGGAAAAGCAUUCAUUCCAUUAAGAUUUAAAUCAUAAAUGAAUAAAAUUAAUUAGAUUCACAGCCAUUCAACAAAAUAUUUUAGAAUAUUAUAUAUUAUAUAUUAUUUAUAUUUUUUUGCAUUUAAAAUUUGUCCAAAAAAUCGGAUGUUCUUUAACUUCAUUGAGUGGUAUUUGUCAUCUUGUACUGCUUAAAACUGUUUGUAUUGUCACUACCAGGUUCAACUGUUAAGCUCACAUUUGCAGGGGUGAGAAUCUUCAAUGGAUCUGCAGAUUUCCGCAAAUUUUAGUGACCACAAGUUUGUUAUAAUCUCACGGCUUCCCCCUAAACACCCCAAAAUUAUGGACCACAUUCAAUUGCAAAGAAGUUUCAGCUGAAAAGAAAAAUCUCCAUUCUCAUCCCUGCAUUUGUUUUGACGACUCGCCCUCCUGGAAUCAGAAUAGAUUAUCACAAAUCGUUCUUAAAAUCAACAAAUCUUGUUAUGCUUUCCAGGGUAUAUGAUAUUUGUAUUCAUUCCAUACCAUUAAGGAACUCGAAGUUCAUCUUGCAUUAGUAUGGUGUACUUUAUAUGUCAAACUCUUGCUUUAAACAUCUAGGUAGCAACUGUAGUGGACAAACUAUCUAUUGAUUGUAACAUUCAUACUGUGAGUCUGUGUUAGUGAAUUGCCUUGGUAAUAUGUACGGGCUGUAGGAGAAUUCUGUUUUUCACAGUUCUAUCCAUUGUGCAAAGUGUGAUGCAAUAAACGACCAUUCCAUGUUUAUCAUUUACCAUGUAUCAGUUGUAUGAAUGCAGGGGUGCACAGAUUGUUCUAAGUUUCCUGUUUCAAUAAUACUUGUCAAAUAUAGCCACCAUAUAUGCCAUAAUAGGCUUAUCCUGGGGGUACUUAAGCAAUUGAUGGGGGAGGGGCUUAUUAUAACCAUACAUAACUCAUCGUUUUCAAAUAUUGGUGGUUCAACCUCGACAAUGAAGCUGGCCUCAGAUGAACGAUUUCAACUAUUAACGGAAGUAAGAGAAUGUCCAAUUCUAUGGAUAACAACUGGUUUAUUGCAUGUAGUGAUGUUUCGAUGUAGAUUCUUACAUCAUUAUCAAGCUGGAGUGAUUAAUGGAAGAAGGAUUCAUUAAAAAAAAUAACAUGGUGUAUAGACUCCAUUUGACACACUGGGAAAUGUUGGGGUUUUUUUUCAUAUUUUCUUGGCUAUUUCUAUCUUCAUGAGGACAGUAAAAUGUUUUCCUUUUGUUGUGUUUUGUGUUUGGGGUUUUUCGAUAGCCAUGAAAAUUUUGCUAGUUAUGGAACAUUUGUGCAUCCCUGUGCUACUGUUUUACUAUUUUAUUUCUGUUAUAUUUUUCUGAUAAUUUACUUCGGAGUGCCUGAACGUGAGAAUGUUUAGACUGUAUGUGAAACUUGCAUAGUACUUAUGUUUAUCUUCCAUUUUGAUUUCAAGGUAUGAUCAUAAUUUCUUUGUUACUUUUUUUUUUUUUUUAACUUUUCAAUUGUUCUUUUGAAGCUGAUGCAAUGGUCCUUGCAUUAAACUGCAACCAAGUUUGAAAUAAUUGUUUUAGAAUUCCUAUCAUGCCUACUGUAGGAUAUGAUCAUCUCGAACGGGAUACACUGCAGCUUUAUACUUGGACGUUUUCUGUUUUGUACUAUCUUUUUAAAAAUGAUGUUAAAAAAGUUAACUCUAAAAAGAAUUAUGUAGAUACAACACAUUUCUGCCGAAAUACUAUAGACUGUUGGUAUGGAGAUAUAUUGUAUAUUAGAAUCUUAUUGUAAAUUGAGAAUGAUUGUAUCUUAUAUACAUUUUAUAGCUUCCUGUACCUAUGGUGUGAUGUUAGAACUACAAUCCAUCUUGGAAAUGUAUGAUCACUAGAAACGGCGUUGUUGUAUAAUGUCAUGUGAUACAAUGUAUAAAACAGUAUUGUGUAAGUAGUCUCACUUGAGAUUUGAGAACUAGUGGCUGUUGUUUUGACUCUAGCUAGACACUAGUCGCAUAGAUUCAGGGAUUGAAAUUAAAUCUUGCAAGAGGACUUACAUAUAUGAAUUUGGGUACAAUUUGGAUGUUUGUAUGCAUUACAAGUUCCAAUUUUAAUUUCUCUCUGUGAUUCAUUGUGGUGUUUACAAGUUGUUAAAUAUCUGAAUGACAUACACAACUUCAUACACAAUUAUGCAAAUUUUCUUGAACGAAAUCCAUAUCAAUCAUCUUUUGAUUUUGAUCCCUGCAUAGUGACAGUUUAUCAUCAUCAAUACACCUGGUACACAGCAGUCUACUGUUUAUAUUACAGAUGGGUCUAUUGUUCUUGCAUCUCCUUCAUCAGCUUGUAGACUGACACUAACAGAAGAAAUCAGCUUCUUUUGUCCCUCAGAGGAACAGGCUUAGGCUAAGUGUUCCACUGAAGGUGUCACAAAAGUAUGCAACAAAUUUGUAGCUAUAUACAUGACUAAGUCUAUAUGGUGAGAUUUGGAUAAACUUUAGACAUGAUAACAGCAUGCAACUUUCGCCACUAGUCGGAAGCCCUAAAUCAGUAAAAUUUCCUAUCUAGUAAGCUCAGAUGUUAAUAGUUCAUGAAAUAACAAUAACAUCUGCUGACAUAGAUGCUAAGAAGGAGGUUCAGGCUAUGAGAUGCUAAUGUUUUUGGCACAGAUUGUGAUAAUGGUAAAUGGUUCUAUACACUGUUAAUUUAAGUUAUGCAAGGUAGAGAAUAUUUGGUUACCUACGUCACCAUUCCCUUGUUAUAGGUGUUCAGUGCUACAGGACACCAGGGGCGGUCGGGUAGCCUAGUGGUUAAAGCGUUCGCUCGUCAUGCCGAAGACCCGGGUUCGAUUCCCGACAUGGGUACAAUGUGUGAAACCCAUUUCUGGUGUCUCCGCCAUGAUAUUACUGGAAUAUGACUAAGAGCGGCGUAAGACCAUACUCACUCACUCACUCACUCACUCACUCUCCCACUACAUGACACCAUGUUCAUGUUAAAGUUGUAUCAAAACAAGGCCUGGGGUCCCAUUGUAACCAGGAGUAGCUUCUUAUAUUCUCCAUGACUGAUCCAUCUGUAAUAACACUAACAGUGCUUCUAAAUUAGUCCAUUCAAUUAGUGUACUAAAUGUUUAUGUCAUGUAAAAAGUUGUAUGAUAGCUUCACCUAGUUUGGGGCCCUCAAUCCGAAGUGAAUGUGCUUUUGAACAUGUUUGUAGUGUGUCUAAUUCCAUCACUUUUAGAUUCCACUGCUAAUUUAAUGAUCUUUUCUUAAACUUACUGUAUAUUUGCGUUGCAACUCUAUGAUACUAUGCUGUAAAAAAAAAAAUCCAUUGUUCACUUGUGUAAAUGGUGUGUGUCCUGUGGCAACAGACAUACCCAGUUGAUGCAGUUGCUAACAUUUAUGUCUUCCCAGAUAGUCAGAUCUUCAAGUAACUCCCAGCGUGGUGUUAUGUUUGCAUAGAUUGCUUAUGCCUUGUUUGUUGUAAGAUAACUUUGUGAUUUUGCAGAGGUUGCGGCUUAUGUUGUUUCAGUUGAUGACAAAUGUACAUUUACUUUUAUCGAAGGCCUGUGUUGUUCCGAAUCUAUGUAUAUUGGAGAAUUCUAAACCUACCAAUGUUGUUUCAGCCCUCCCUUUGCUUGUUGAUCCUUACUGAUGUUUCCUGUUGCUGGUGUAUAUAUUUGUGAAAGAUCGAGGAAGUUGCAAGCAUAAUAUAUAAGUACUACAAAUUCCCUGUGUUGUACAUCGCAGAUACAUCCUAAUUCCAAGUGAUGAAUAUUUGUUUAAGGUUAAAUGCUUCAGACAUAAUAUCCUACACGGUUUGUGUGGUCUGUGGAUGAAAGAUCUUAGAAGACUACACUAUGUAUUCUUCAUCAUCAUGUGUUGUGUAUGACAUCAUCACUUUCUGAGUAUGACAUCAUCAGUAACAGUGUUGUAUGGUUCUAGAUUAAGUGGAUUUCUUCAUAUCUAUGGCAAGAUUUUAACUACAGCUUGAACACAUAACAUGUUUCACUGCUUUGUCAGUAUACAGUUUGUAUUAAGUCAAUGCUUACUGAACCAACUAUGCUUUUUGCAGCUAAUCUUUUGACGGUUAAACUUCCUCCUAUUCUUUCUUGGCUUUCAUUCAGAUUUUCGAAUUUAACAAUGAUCUCAAAGCUGCUGCUAGAACUUCCUGUAGCUAUAAAAUAUAGCGAGCCAGGUAAAUAACCAUGCAAUAUAACUAGGUUCCUUUAAGGGGACUCAUCACUGAAAUAAGGCUGGGAUGCUUAUUACUUCCUUGAGUCUGCCAAUCAACCAACUGACUGGCCGACUCACCAGCCACGUGUCAUGAUGCCUGAUUUCAGCGAUAAGUCUGCCUGUACAGGCUUUAAAGUUACGAUCCAACCAAGAUGGACCCUAACGCUUGUAGUAGGAAAGGGCUGAGCUAGUCAUGUGACGUGAAAUAGAACACGGCAAGGCGUCAUGUGACUGUCCGAAUCUAUAUACAAGGACGGCAGUCAAGGACAGAUUCACAGUCAGAUAGCGCGUUGUUCUGAAGUUGUGUGAUUGUGAAAUUAUGGCCUCUAGAACCAGACAAGGCACACAGUGUUGUUUUUCAGAAUGCGUAUUACUUCUGGAGUACAACGGGGAAAUGCUUGUUUCCCUGUGUUGUAUUUGAGCAGUUGUAUGCAGCCUGUGUGGUAUAGGAGUGUGCACUGUGGUGUAGAAUGUUGUGACUGUCUGCCCGUGGCGUUCAGAAGGGUAGUGCCUGGUUGUGUGCACAGACAGGUAGAAAUGUUCUUGUUGUCGUGGUUAUUUAUUGUGAUAACACCAUUACAUCAAUAAAUUAUUAUAAGUUCA